CUCCUGUUUCCCACCCACAAUGCAUCAUUGCUACCAAACACAGCUCUGCCAUGUUCGUGCUCUCUGGUCGUGGAUGAAAAUCGUUGCUGCAUAGAAGCGCCUACCUAAAUUAAUCUCACGUUUUGCAUCGUCAAAAUGGUGAAAUAUUAAAGAUUGAAUGCAGCCUCCAGUUUUGUAGUCAAGACUCUAAGCGGGACGCGCCUUGCACCAUGUCAGCCAACGCUCAGGAUUAUGACUUUGAUGAAUAUGACAAACCCGGGAUUGAGCGGUCACGCAGGAGAAGGGGUGAAGAUGAUGAUCUAGAGAGUGAUUUGGAAGAGGAUUUGUUGGAGGAGGAUUGGCUGUCAAGUAAAAAGAAUCCCUCUGAAGUGUCAGAUGAAGAGCUGAAUGAUGACCUUCUACAAAGUGAUGAUGAAGAUCAAAAUAUGGCUGGUCAGGAUGUGAGCCUGAAUGCCACAUACAGCUUGGGCACAUCCUAUGACCAGCAGGGCUACUCGCAGGAAGCAGACUACACAGAUGACGUUGUGAACCUGGGUGCAGGGGGCUGUGAAGAAGGGGAUGUAGAGGAGGAGGGGUACCAGCAAGAGGGGGAAGAGGAGUACACAGAGGAAUACAGCCAGGACAACAACACAGAGAUGCCUGAGGACCAAAUGGAUUACUCUGGAGAUGUAGCUGAGGGUGACGACGGCUACCAGGAUGAAGUGCUAGACAUCCAAAUCAAUGAGCCCAUAGAUGGUGAAUUUCAAGAUGAUGAAUACCAAACCUCCUAUGCUGAUGAGCCACUGGAUGAACAUGGAGUCCAACAGGGGGAGGCCCCUGAGGAGGAGGAGGAGGAGUUGGGGCGAGAAGAGCAGCAGGAAGAGGAGGAGGAAGACACCGCCGGGGGCUCUCAGGUCUUUGACACAGACGAGGUUGAAAAUGAAGCUGUGCCUGAAGAAGAAACAAAGGAGGAAUCGGAUGAAGAGGAUGAGGAAGAUGAAGAGUCUGGCCGCAUACGGUUUAAAUCGGAGAGAAAGGAUGGUGCUGUUGUGCGAUUGGCUGACGCGGGCAAUAAAAGAAGGAACAUCCCCGAAACACUAGAACUGUCAGAGAAGGCCAAACAAGACCUGAUGGAGUUUGAGGAGCAGGAACGGCAGAAGAGACAAAACCGAUACGGAGGCCGAGGGAGAGGAGGAGGAGGGGGACGUGGAGGCAGAGGAAGAGGAUUCUUCCCUGGUUAUGGAAUGCCAGAUUUUAAAGGAGGAAACAGAGGAAGAAUGAAUGACCAGAGGCUCCCCCUAAUGGGAAACAUGGGCAUGCAGCAGCCAUCCUCCCGAAUGCCUCUUCCUCAUCAGCCUCAUCAGCAGCAACUGCAGUCCCAGCAGCACCACCCUUCGCGGCCAAGAGGACCUCCUCCCUUCCAAGAGCAUGGGCGCCCACUGGCCCAGCAGCCCCUCCAGCCCCUCAUUCCCCCGCACAUGGCUCACCGCUCACCGCCGAUGCGGCCCCAGAUGGAGCCACCACCACGGAUGAUGAGCUCCCCGCCACCCAACUUCCCUCAGCAUCACCAGCAGCAGCCUCCGCAGCCCAAAAACAUCCACAUUAACCCCCAUUUCAGAGGCCCUGCAUCAUCCUCUGUACAAGUGCCCUUGAUGCCUCCUGCUCAGAGCCAGCCCAGACCUGCUGUGGGUCCUCAGAGGUUCCCUGGACCGGGAGACUUCCAUCAACACAUGCCAGGUAAUUUUGGUCAGCCCCAGCGGCCCCCUCAUCACAUGGAGCCCUUUAGGAACCAGCCACCUCAAGGCCCCCAGGACAGAGAGCCCCUCUUUAUGGGAGAGCACACAGAGUCAACACGGUUUCCAGGGCAGCACAUGUUUGAUCACCAGGGCCCCAGCCCUCUGAUGAACAGCGGCAACAACCUACACCAGCAGCAGCUGCCCGGCCAGGGCCAAAUGGGCUUCGGCCCACCAGGACCAGCCUUCAACCAGCCGGGCCAGGGCCCACUAGGACUAUUUCCAAGAGAACCUCCAAGACCCAACCUCCCUCACCACCAAGGUCACCAGGGAAUGGUCGGCAUGAAUCAACAAGGUGGCCCCCCCAACCAGCCCCGGCCCUUCAUGGGCCCUCGUCAGCCGUUUGGCCAGCAGGGGAACCUUUUCCAUCCUCCACAAGUCCAGUUUGGGAUGCAGGUACGACUAAGAGGCUUAAUGCAUGGCCCUCCCGUCUCCCAGCUUCCGCAUCAUGACCCCAUGCCAUCCCAUCAGCCUAUGCACCAGCAGCAGCAACAUCAUAGGCAGGAGUUAUCCCAUCAUCAGCAGCAACAGCUAAAUCUCAAUGAGCCUCGCCCCAUGAUGCACCAUGGGCAGAAUCCCUUCCAUCAACAGCAGGCGCAUGGUAGCCCCAGGCAGAUGACUCCCCGCCCUCAGAACCCCCAACAGCGCAACAUGUCCAACAGGCAAAGGAUGAACACACCUGUUUCCAAGCAAAUGCAGAUCCUUCCUCAGCGCAACAGCAAUCUACGGGAGCUUCCCGUAGCACCUGGCAACACAACCAUGAACAGUGCCCGCCCCGCCGCCUCCCCUGCCGCCAACGUCAGGCCUGUUGCCAAGGCAACACAGGGGGUGCGUCCCGUGCAGAACACUCAGCCGGUGUUUGACGGUGGCAGAGGAAGAGGCCAAGUUGCUGCCAAGACUGCUUCACAGCCUGGGGGAGCAGGCAGGACAGUGGUUCGCAAGGAAAUCCCAAGCACACCGUCCAGCGAGGCACCACAGGACCCUGAUGAGGACGAGGAUAUGCGUCAGUACCGUCUGAAGAUCGAGGAGCAGAAGCGUCUGAGAGAGGAGAUCCUGAAGAGGAAGGAGAUGAGACGGCAGAUGCAAGCUGGCGUCAGGAAGAAGGAGCUGUUAGACAGGAUCAACUCCCAGACAAAUACUCCAAACCAAGGCCCAGCUCCUUCACAGAAUCCAUCCGUACAACAAAAUCAACAAACACCACACCCCGUUGUACAACAACAACAACACCCACAACCACCACAGCAGCAAGAACAAAAACAGCCACAGCAGCAGCAGCAGCAACAACUACAGCCACAACAGCAGAGACAGUUUUCUCAGAGAACACAACAAUCGUUAAAUCAGUCAUUAAAAAAUCCUAAUCAAGGCAUCCCCAUUUCUCCCAACGGGGCUGCUCAGACCCCUACACCACGUCCCAAUGUCAAGACACGCCUGCAGAUGGUAAAGGGUAAUAACCAGCAGCAACAGACUCCCGGGCCUGGUCCUGACCAGCAGUGGAAGCCACCCCAACAAAAUCAGCAGCAGCAGCAGCAGCAGCAGCAGCAGCAGCAGCCACUACCACGAAGGAACAGUGCUCUGCAGAACGUAAACAGACCUGGCGCUCAGAUCCAGUCUACUCAGGUCCCCCAAAAGAACAUACCUGUAACUUCCUCAGUGGGCCCUGGCCAGACUCAAGGACCGAAACCUGGGGCUAAAAGAACUGUAAUGCAGCGGGCAAAGAAUUGUGGCAGUGAAGGCCAGCAGGUGCCACAAAAAGUCAGAGUCGUCAAACUUUCAGGAGCGGCUGGAAAGGGGCCUGAGGCGAUGGGUGUCCCAGUGCAGCAACAAGGCACCUGGUCGGCAACCCCACUCAACCAGGGCGUCCAAAGGAAGGUUACCAUGGCAGGACAGCAGCCACAGGGACCAGGCGGAACACCGCAGGCUAGCCGAGGGGGCAUGGGCAACCCCCAGCAAAACAGGGUGGUUGUGUCGGGCCGGGGCCGAGGUAGAGGGGGUGGUCAGAUGGGUCGAGGACGUCCGAUGUCCACCAGACAAAGCCAAAGAGGUGCAGAGAGUGAACACUGUACGGUGUCCAUAGAGGGCCUCUCCUCAUCCACAACCGAUGUUCAGCUGAAGAACCUUCUGAGAUCCAUCGGCCCCAUAGAGAUGUUCAAAAUGAUGCCUCAGCAGAGGAAAGCAGUCGCCACCUUUUCCAGUCCCCAGCAUGCAGCGAGUUUUCAAAUGAGCUUCCAUAGGCACAUGAUUGAUUUGUCCCACAUUGAUGUGUCGCUGAUUGAUGGAUGAGGAGCACAAUAAAGCGAGGGAGUCCUGUUACAAGAAGUUGCUGUCUCCUGAUGUGGGAGCCUCUCAUGUACAGCUCCAACCUACCGCAGGAAUAUUUCUUCAACCCUCUGGGGUCAAUCACAGUCAUCGUGUCUGCACAGAAGCAUCGUUCAUCUCCUGUCAACUCGGAACAAUGAACACAAAGACGUUAGCUGCGAGCAUGCCUGUGUUUGACUUUGUCUACCAUUGUCCUUUGUUGUAAAAUGGCACUGGAGAGACACUGAACAGUUAAUCCUACUUUGAUGUAGUUUGUGAAGAAUGUUUUUGUGCAUUUUACAUGGACACUAAGUAGUGCUUAUCAUGGGAUAAUGGUUGCUCCCCCCCUCAAUAAGAGUCAUUACAACAAACAAAAAAGGACAGUUGAACUAUGUUAUUCUGAUCACUGGUAUUUUUUUAAUAUUCGUGGUUCGCUGUUUGUUUCAGAUACAGGGAAUGGUUGUGGAAGAUUGUGGCCAGUAUAUUCAUAUAGCAGUGUUUCUUCUUCUCUGUAGAUGGCAGUAUUUCAUCACUAUUGGAGCUUCAUUUUUUUCCAACCCAAGACAGCUUUCAGGUAGAGUUAAGUCUCCAAGCUGUUUGUGGGUAAAUGGCACUGCCUAGUGGAGAACAUGUAUACAAGCACAGAGGAGGCCUGGUUGUAUAUAAUGAUUUAACUCAUAUUGUCAUAGGACGCAACAGGAUAUGGUUUUCCUGAAUUCCCAGCGGUUUUGGGAAUGGUAAAUGCUGCGACUGUAUUGUGUAGAUUCAGUGGUGCUUUUUGGUUUCAGUUCUGCCUCUCGAUCAGAUUGUUCAGAUCACCUCUCUCAUUUUUAGGUUCGUUCAUUUGAGAUGGCCAAUUUUUCUAAAUGUUAGUAGGUCUUUUAACUGAUACCUGGAAUGCAUUUUUGGAAAGAUCUUUCAUACCUUUUUGAUGUAUAUUUUAGUUGUUUGUCCUAUUAUGGAGUAGUCACGGAUUUAGAUUUCUAGUCUGUGGCGAGUGUGCUUUGAGGGAGUGCAAAUGUACUUUUUUUUGAGAGAGAGAGUUUUUAUGAUGACAACUUCAACGUAUAUUGUUGGGAAUUUAAUACUUGUCUUAUUUGGUAGAUCCAAGAGAACUGCUUACAAUUCUCCACAGAAUACACACAUUUCUGUAAAUUUUUACUAAGAUAUACAUUUUGCUUACUCCUUUCUGAAACUGGUAUAAUUGGUCCAAGUCUGUGCAACUAUCAAUUGGUAAUUUGGUGUCUGAUCACUGAACUGCAUAGUGUAUCUGGAAUAGCACUUUGAACAACUUGCCUUCGCACUGAGCUCGUACUAUAGAUGUUUGGCUGAAACAGAAAAGUAAACCCCCAUAAUGUUUAAUGUCAAAUUCCCCUCAUUAUUAUUAAUAAUACAUCCUCUGUAAAGUUUGGGCUGUUCAAGACACAAAAAGUCACCUUUUUUAAAAGAUGUAUGGGAAGUGGUAACUACAGGCACUUGAACAAUCUCUAAUGCAUCACUUUAUUUUAAAUUUCUCAGAGCAUGUGCCCUUGUUUGGGAACUGCAACCACAUUAGUGAAAACCUUGAAUUCUCUAAAUAAUAAAUGUCUGUUUGGCUUUCAGUUUGAUUCCAUUAGACAUCAUCAGACUAAAUACAGCAAGAUAUGCUCAUUUAAUUUUUCCAUCAUUAAUUACAUGAUUGAUUUUUUUUUUUUUUUUUUUUUUUUUUUUUUUUUACUUAUCACACAAUAGUUUUGCCUGUUCCAGGAUUAAAAUUUGUCAAAAACGAACAUCGUUUAUCUGUGUUUGCUAAUAACUCAAGCUCAGAAGUGAAUUUGGCUUUCAUCAUUAAUAGGAAGGUGAGGGGGCAACCAUUAUGUGUCGUGAUCAUGUACAUAAGUAGACCAGAACUUUCACUCAAUAUUUAUCCUGUUAACUUUUUUUUUUUGAGUUAUUCUUUACUCAUGUUGUAUCAAGUUAAAACAUUUUUAUAUGUAAGGAUAUGCUGAUGUGUCCAGACAUAAAUCAUUUUACAAGUGUUUUUGUUUCUAAUUUCGAGCCAAAAAGAAAAAUGACUGGACCACAUUUCUGUUUAUAAGACAUUUGACAAAAAAGUUUAAGGGAAAACAAGAAAACAAUAAAAACAUGGCCAAUAUACCGUGAACAUGCAGGUAUGUGAAGCCGGUUAAACCUUA
This is a messenger RNA of Thunnus maccoyii (southern bluefin tuna), 6241 nucleotides long. RefSeq names its product RNA binding motif protein 33a (gene rbm33a). The record is from RefSeq and is a predicted model, not a curated record. The coding region runs from base 210 to 4052 and encodes 1280 amino acids. Gene Ontology annotation, molecular function: RNA binding. The transcript is spliced from 19 exons. Lineage: Eukaryota; Metazoa; Chordata; Actinopteri; Scombriformes; Scombridae.